Pelobates cultripes (western spadefoot toad) is the source of this 390-nucleotide messenger RNA. Lineage: Eukaryota; Metazoa; Chordata; Amphibia; Anura; Pelobatidae. The record is from the annotation of a GenBank genome assembly.
AUGGCCGCGACCCCCAAGAUGGCAGAGAUGGAUCCUGGCUCUAAUAUGCAGCCACAAAGCCCUCAAAUAUCUGAAUGCUCUUUAAAAUCAAUGGACAACAACACAGAUCCAGACAUUAAAGAAAUAUUAAAAAACUUACCCUUGAAAUCCGACCUGCAACACAUGAUGAGUAAGUUGGAAGCAAUAUUCCACUCCAGGAUGGAAGCGAUGGGCUCAGACGUCCGGCAACUUAACCUCAGAGUUAAUGACCUAGAGGAGGAGAGAGAUGUUAUACAAGCCCAUAUCACUAAUAUAUCCUCAACAAUGGAAUCUUAUAUACAGUUCAUGUCAGCUACUCAGAGACAUAUUGAUGACCUGACAACCGCGGACGCAGAAACAACCUGCGCAUAA